Molecule: messenger RNA, 2098 nt
Organism: Diospyros lotus (date-plum)
Lineage: Eukaryota; Viridiplantae; Streptophyta; Magnoliopsida; Ericales; Ebenaceae
Product: B-box zinc finger protein 32
Exons: 1
Coding region: 478-1332 (284 amino acids)
Molecular function (GO): zinc ion binding
Source: RefSeq, a predicted model, not a curated record
UUUCUUCUGUCUGUGUGCGUGACUGAGCGUAUGUGUGUGUCUGUUGUUCUCUCUUCCUUAGGUUUGGUUUGGUUUGGUUUUUAAAUUCUAACGGUGAACUUUGAACCGAAGGAAGGAAGGACGGACUCCAUUUCUUCCACAAGUUCUCCCCUUUGUCUCUUUCCUUUUCCUUAUUUAUUUAUUCCCCGAAUGCCACUUAUGAGUUUACCCUUCAAAUACCGAAUCCGCUCCUUUCGCUUCUCUCCUUCGUCACCGCCUAUUUCUCUCCCCGAUUCUUUCUCUCUUCAACCCGCCUUCCUCUUUUCUGAUCUUCUCUAAAUCUCCCUUCUCUCUCUCUCUCUCUCUCUCUCUCUCUCUCUCUCUCUCUCUCAAGCGGACUCGCGUUUUUGUGGUUCAACUGUCGUCCUCCGCCGCACAUCCCGACCCAUACUAAUUAAGCACCAUUUCGGUGGAAUUCUUCUCUUCUGCGUUCCAGUUAUGGUGAAACCAAGGGCUUCUUGUGAGCUCUGCCAUGCGGAAGCUGCACUCUACUGCCCCUUCGAUUCCGCCUUCCUUUGCUGGAACUGCGACUCCACCGUCCACCAGGCCAACUUCCUCGUCGCUCGUCACGUUCGUUGCACCCUCUGCUCCCACUGCAAGGGCCUCACCAAUUAUCGCGUCUCCGGCGUUGGAUUCCGCCCUCUCCUCCGUCCAUGCCGCUCGUGCUUGCGCCCGUCUCAAGGUCGCCACCUGGGUUCCCUCUCCUCUUCUUCGUUCUCGGACUGCAUUUCAACCGCCGAGUCCUGCGCCACUUCUCCGAAGAAGGUCGAUGCCGAUCGCCCCAAAGCGGAUAACAACAAAGUCGGUUCUUCAAGCUCCGUCACGGAGUUAUCGGCGAAGCAAUCGAAAUUUUCAAUGAGGUCGUCCGUCGAGGUCUUGACGAGGACGACGGAAACAAAAACCCCAGGGAUAUCGAUGCGAUCGCAGCCUUGUCCGGCCGUGGACUCGAAGGCGGAGGGCAUUUUGGUAAACUGGUGCAGAAAACUAGGGCUUUCCGGAGUCAUCAGCUCGGCCGUGGUGCCGUUCGCCAUCCAGGGUUUAAGGAUUUGCGUAGAUGAAUUAUUCCCGGUUCCGUCCUUCCGCGUGUUGCUAGCGGCGUCGCUCUGGUUCAGCUUGAGAUUGCGGGGGGACCGAUCGCUGUCCACGUGGCAUGCGCUGAAACGCCUGGAGCAGAUCUCGGGCGUGCCAGGCAAGCUGCUGUUGGCUUCGGAGUCGAAGCUCUGGCGAAUGUUCAGACGCCGGAAUAGUGAUAGCCAUCAGCUGGAGGAAGGUUGGGCUGAAUCCUCCGUUUGAGCCAUUGUGGAUUUAAGAUUUUCCCGUUUCCAUAUAUCUGUUUUUUUUUUUUUUUUUAAUAUUUCAUUAUUUCUCUACUCCUGAUGGACGAUUUUUCUUUCUUUCUUUGUUUUUUUUUUUUACAUGAAAAAAAUAAUAUUUUAAUGAUGAGGACUGAGUGAAGGGUGAAGAGUCCAGGGAAACCAAGUCAAUGAUGAGGAUGGGUUCGGUUGUCGUUGGAAGAAUUGAAAUGAACGUAAAAAACGAAGAACUGGGGAAGGUGGGGUGAGUGAUAGAUAUUAGCAGCAGCAACAACUACAACAUAAUAUAAUUAAUAUAUUAAAAAAAUACUAAGAAGGGGAUAUUUUAAGGAAUAUUAGUACUAGAGUAGAGUAGAGUAGAGACUAGAGAGAGAGUAGAGUAGAGUAGGAGAGAAUAGAAUAGCUAGAUGAGAUUGGCUUGGCUGGUUAGUCGGAUUCAAUUUGGAAGCAUCCAAUGCCGAAGAGUCCCAUAAAGAAGAUGAUGGGUGGUUGUUGUGAGAGAGUGAGAUCCUCAGCGUUGGCCGGCCAGCCAGCCACCCAGCAACUGCAACCGCAACCAUUUCAACCACAAGUUUUCUUCCAUUAAAUUAUAUAUAUUAUUACUUUAUUAGUUAUGAUGAUGGAUGGAUGGAUGGUUGCUUCUUUCUAUGCCUUUCUUUCCUUCUUGCCUCCUCCUGUAGUUGUUCCUUUUUUAUUAACAAAAAGAAUUAUUAUUAAAAUAGGAUACGUGACGUGCAUGGUCUUCA